AUGCGCCGCCGCCGAAGUGACCGGCAACCGCCGCCGCAAUCCUUCGGCGCCACGGCUCGCCCAAGUUCCUCACGCUCGUUCGCCUCCACUCCUGCCUCCGCUGCCGCAGUCGCCGCCGACCUGGACGAGCUGCUGCUGACGGCGCCGCCGCCGUCCGCGUCGGAGCCCCGGAGCUUCUCGUACGCGGUGAAGCAGCAGUGCUGGGAGAAGGCGGAGCGGGUGCCCGGACGCGACCCGGAGAGGUGGCGCCGCGAUGCGCUCGGCAACAUCGUCUUCCGCAAGCUCGUGGGGUGUCCCGGCUGCCUCUGCCACGACUACGACCACAUCGUCCCCUACUCCAAGGGAGGGAAGAGCACAUUGGAGAAUUGCCAGGUUUUGCAGGCUACAGUGAAUCGAUCUAAAGGCAACAAGACUGAGAUAUCCAAAUCUGAGCUCAUACAGAAGAGUGCAUAUUGUAGGGUUUCAGGACGGGACAUGGAUCUUGUUGAACUCUCUGCCUAUGGAAAUGUCCGGCGAGGGCCAGAUUCAGGGGGCUGCAAAAUCCAAUGA
Messenger RNA from Miscanthus lutarioriparius, 549 nucleotides. The record is from the annotation of a GenBank genome assembly. Lineage: Eukaryota; Viridiplantae; Streptophyta; Magnoliopsida; Poales; Poaceae.